Lontra canadensis (Northern American river otter) is the source of this 572-nucleotide messenger RNA. It is a transcript of the gene TSTD3, whose product is annotated as thiosulfate sulfurtransferase like domain containing 3. Gene Ontology annotation, cellular component: mitochondrion. The record is from RefSeq and is a predicted model, not a curated record. Gene Ontology annotation, molecular function: thiosulfate-cyanide sulfurtransferase activity. Bases 4 to 483 code for a protein of 159 amino acids. Lineage: Eukaryota; Metazoa; Chordata; Mammalia; Carnivora; Mustelidae. The transcript is spliced from 4 exons.
GCGAUGGUGCUGCCGCUGCAGCUGUUCGGGAGUGCGCGCCGGCCGAUCCUGGCGUCCGCGGAGGCUGCCCUCUGGGGUUUGAAGUCAAUAAAGGGAAGCUGCCAUAAUUUUUGUACAGCUAUUUUUAAAGAUGUCACUUAUAAGGAACUUAAAAACCUCUUGAAUUCCAAAAAAAUUAUGUUAAUUGAUGUUAGAGAGCCAUGGGAAAUUGUCGAGUAUGGAAAAAUUCCUGGGUCUGUCAACAUACCACUGGGUGAGGUAGGUAAAGCUCUACAGAUGAACCCAAAAGACUUCAAAGAGAAGUACAAUGAAGUAAAACCAUCCAAAUCAGACAGUCUGGUGUUUUCUUGUUUAGCCGGAGUGAGAAGCAAGAAGGCUUUGGACACGGCAGUAUCUCUGGGCUUUAACAGUGUUCAACACUAUGCUGGAGGAUGGAAGGAAUGGGCAACCUAUGAAUUUUCAGAGAAGAAACACGGAAAUUGAUUUCUGGAAUACAAGUUGGCUCUUUUCGGGCACCUGGGUGGCUCAAUGGGUUAAGCCUCUGCCUUCGGCUCAGGUCAUGAUCUCAGGGU